Molecule: messenger RNA, 1812 nt
Organism: Caenorhabditis remanei
Lineage: Eukaryota; Metazoa; Nematoda; Chromadorea; Rhabditida; Rhabditidae
Exons: 7
Coding region: 1-1812 (603 amino acids)
Source: RefSeq, a predicted model, not a curated record
AUGGUGAAGCAGAUAUUUCUCUUCUUCCUUCUAUUAUUUAUUCCUCACAACCUCAACCUCACAAAUGCCAUCCCAUCGAACGUCACGUUGCUCACACUUGGCGACUUGUGGGAGACACGUGGCAUGAUUCGGACUCAUUUGUUUCCGACGAAGACGUCCACGGUGUACCCGGAAUUUGCGGCGAUUCCGAGUCAUCAGGGCGAUGGAAGGAUGCAUUUGACACGAGCGGCGUUGGAUAAAGCGAUUGAGAAUGUGGCGGAAAUGAACGGAGUGUUGAUUCAUUCCGUUUGUUCGUACAGACAUCUCAACGUAACAUUCUACACAUUGAACACAAUGUUCGGUAUCGGGAGAAGCGAGGUUUUGAUAGAUGCGAACAUGACGGAAAUGGAACGAAAAAUGUCUGAGAUGACGGAUCGAAGGAUUAAAGUCAACUUUAUUUGUGUGGGCGCGAAUAAUGAUACUUACAGCGCUGUCUGGCAUCACUCGCCCGAUUUUGUCUGGCACUUUAUAGUGGAUUCGGGACCGAUUCGAGAGAUUAUUGAGAAGGAUCGAUUGCAGAUGACACGUGGAUAUUAUGCGGAUUGUUUUCAGACAUAUCGAAAUGAUAAUAUCAGUCGUGCAAUCAUAAUCUGGAGGAAGGGAUUCGGGAAAAAGUAUCGAAUUCAAUACGGCACUGAGGUGAAUGAAAUGUUGACGGAUAUGCAGAGAACCGACUUGGAGCCGGUUCAAUUCGCGAGUCUCCCAAGAUGGAUAUUGUGGCAUGGCGACGAGUUUACGUGGGGGAAUCGCACGAUUCCGAGGGAUUUGAGCAAGAUGGAGCAUAAUUGGGAGGCGUUGAAUUUGGUGAUUGAGCAUAGGAUGAGAAGCUACGAUAUCCCCUCAAUCUCUAUCCACAUCCUUCGCGAUAACAAAAUGGAGUACUCCGCUUCCUACGGAUUCGCAGAUAUCCUUCAAGCGAUCCCCGUCAAAACCUCACAUCGCUACCGUAUUGCGUCGGUGAGCAAGUUGGUAACUGCUAUGACAAUCGGAGAGCUUCUCGCUGAUUACAACCACAUCGACCUACUCACCCCGGUCUUCGGCCCCGCCGGUAUCCUCCAUGAUGUCUGUUCUCCAUGCCACCCAUUCCUCCUUCACGUCCGCAUAAUCCACUUAUUAGAGCACUCCUCGGGGGCGUGGCCGCACACGAGCAAAUUCGAGUUCGAUAGAAUGGAACAGAAUCAGACAGAGUUUUUGAUGCGAGUGGUGCAGAAGGAGUUCCCGAUACUGUUCCCCGGUGGAAGGCAUAUGUAUUCGAAUAUCGGAUACAUUUUAUUAGGAAGAAUUAUUGAGAAAGUGUCUGGCAGGAGUUAUGAGGAGUACGCGUUGGAGAAAGUGCUGGAGCCGUUAGGGGUGAAUGCGACGAUAGGGAAGGAGGGGGACCCAUCGGAGGAGGUAACCUACUACUCUCACGACAAUGCGAAUGCCUACACCUCUUGGAGCACUCGCCGUCUAAACUCUGCGGCAGGUUGGGCGAUGACAGCGGAAGACGUCACAAAAGUAUUCCAUCAUCUCGAAGAGCACAAGCUCCGAAGAUUCAGAUGGAUCAUCACUCCAUCAGCAGUCCGAUGGAAUUACGGGCGGGGUGUGCAACUAGGAAAUGACGGGAGCCUUUAUCACAUUGGAUCUCUGGCAGGAACCGAGGCAAUCGGCUACACGUGGCAGAAUGUUCAAGUGGCCAUACUCACUAACAUUCGGGGAAAAGAGCAGAACGAGCAGACUGGAUGGAUGGAGAAGUUGUGUAGGAGUAUAGCGGAUGGACGGUUUACAAGAUGA